AUGACUCGCUGGUCUCAUCUGGCUCUUGUGCCUCUGCUGCCUCAGCUGCUGGCCGCAACCCCUGUCACAGAUGAAGAAUCCAAACCCGUACAGCUGCACUCACGCGACGAUGGCGAUUAUGCGUCACCGCCGUACUAUCCAACCCCGCAUGGCGGGUGGGUGUCUGACUGGGCAGAUGCCUAUGAGAAAGCAUACCAGGUUGUCAGCAAUAUGACAUUAGCAGAGAAGGUCAACCUUACCACUGGAACAGGGUUCUUUAUGGGGCCUUGCGUCGGACAGACGGGAAGUGCACCGCGAUUCGGCAUCCCGAAUCUGUGCUUACAGGAUUCUCCCUUAGGAAUCCGGGAGACAGACCACAUCACAGCAUUUCCGCCUGGCCUCACAGUCGGUGCGACUUUCAAUAAAGAACUAAUGUAUAAUCGGGGUGUUGGGAUUGGUGAGGAAGCCCGAGGCAAGGGCGUCAACGUUCAAUUGGGUCCAGUCGUUGGACCCCUCGGCCGCAAGCCUCGAGGAGGUCGUAAUUGGGAAGGCUUUGGCGCAGACCCAGCUCUUCAAGCCAUUGGGGGUGCUCAAACUAUUAAGGGCAUGCAGAGCACCGGUGCUAUCGCGUCAUUGAAGCACUUUAUUGGAUACGAGCAAGAGAUGUACCGGAUGAGCAGCAUUAUUACAAAGGGCUAUUCGUCCAAUAUUGAUGAUCGAACUCUACAUGAACUUUACCUUUGGCCUUUUGCGGAGGGGGUUCGUGCUGGCGUGGGCUCAAUAAUGACCGCCUAUAAUGAUGUCAAUAGCUCGGCUUGCAGCCAGAACAGCAAGCUUUUGAAUGGUAUCCUGAAGGAUGAACUUGGUUUCCAAGGCUUUGUCAUGACUGAUUGGCUGGGUCACUAUAGUGGCGUGGGAUCCGCGCUUGCUGGACUUGACAUGGCUAUGCCAGGCGACGGUUCUGUGCCUUUGUUUGGAGACAGUUAUUGGGCUUAUGACUUAUCACGGUCUAUUCUCAAUGGCAGUGUCCCGCUUGACCGCCUCAACGACAUGGUCACUCGAAUUGUCGCUACGUGGUAUAAAUUUGGCCAGGAUGAAGAUUACCCUUUGCCUAAUUUCUCGUCUAACACGGAUGCCGAAACUGGCGAGCUUUAUCCUGGUGCUCUCUUCUCUCCCACUGGUGUUGUCAACCAAUACGUAAAUGUGCAAGGAGACCACAACAUCACCGCUAGAGCUGUUGCGCGUGAGGCCAUCACCCUUCUAAAGAACGAGGACAGUAUACUCCCUUUAAGCCACAAUGAUUCACUUAAGGUGUUUGGCACCGAUGCCGGCGCAAACUCAGGUGGACUAAACUCAUGCACCGAUCAAGGUUGCGACAAGGGCGUUUUGACCAUGGGAUGGGGUAGUGGCUCAGCAAGCCUGCCAUAUCUCAUCACGCCCCAAGAGGCCAUCGCAAAUGUUUCCCAGAACUGCACAUUCUAUAUCACAGACUCUUUCCCGUCUAGUGUCACCGCUAGUGCCGACGACAUUGCGAUAGUCUUCAUUAAUGCCGACUCUGGGGAAAAUUCUAUCACCGUUGACGGCAACCCGGGCGACCGACUUGUGGCUGGUUUAAAUGCUUGGCACAACGGUGAUGACCUGGUCAAAGCAGCGGCGGAGAAGUUCUCCAAUGUUGUCGUAGUCAUUCACACGGUCGGCCAAAUCGUGAUGGAGGAGUGGAUUGAGCUGGACUCCGUCAAAGCAGUUCUCGUGGCCCAUCUCCCGGGUCAGGAAGCCGGUGACUCGCUAGUGGACAUCCUUUUCGGCGAUUACAGUCCAAGCGGUCAUAUGCCUUACACAAUCCCCAAAAGCGAGUCUGACUAUCCAGAUAGCGUGAGUAUCAUCGACCAACCAUUCGGUCAAAUCCAGGAUACCUUCACUGAAGGCCUUUAUAUCGAUUACCGCCAUUUUCUCCAAGCCAACAUCACUCCAAGGUACCCUUUCGGCCAUGGACUGUCAUACACCACGUUCAACUUCUCGAGCCCUUCGCUGUCAGUAGUAACGGCAAUCGACAGCACUUAUCCACCUGCGAGACCUUCUCAAGGAGCUACGCCAAAAUAUAAUAACUCUAUUCCCAAUGCCUCUGAAGUCGCAUGGUCAUCAACGAGCUUUACUCGCAUUUGGCGUUACCUCUACCCCUACCUCACUGAUCCCCAGUCGAUCACUGCUUCGGAUACCUACCCCUACCCAGAUGGCUACAAUACUACACAGAAGCCCGGGGCGCGUGCUGGUGGAGGCCAGGGUGGUAAUCCGGCCCUAUAUGAUGUCGCAUUCUCGGUCGAUGUCACUGUCACGAACACGGGAAGUCGGCAAGGCAAAGCUGUUGCGCAGCUAUAUGUUGAGCUUCCUUCGAGCUUGGGCCUUGAUACCCCCUCUCGUCAGCUCCGUCAGUUCGAGAAGACCGAGGAACUGGCGGCUGGUCAAAGUCAGACUGUGACGCUCGAGAUUACCCGCAAGGAUCUUAGUGUCUGGGACGUGGUCGUGCAGGACUGGAUGGCUCCUGUCGACGGCGAGGGAGUCAAUAUUUGGAUUGGCCAAAGUGUUGCUGAUCUUCCCGUGUUAUGUUCAGUUGGUGCAGGAUGUUCUGUUUCUUGA
Penicillium longicatenatum is the source of this 2613-nucleotide messenger RNA. Its product is annotated as beta-glucosidase. The record is from RefSeq and is a predicted model, not a curated record. Gene Ontology annotation, biological process: glucan catabolic process. Lineage: Eukaryota; Fungi; Ascomycota; Eurotiomycetes; Eurotiales; Aspergillaceae. The coding region runs from base 1 to 2613 and encodes 870 amino acids. Gene Ontology annotation, molecular function: beta-glucosidase activity. The transcript is spliced from 3 exons.